Macaca mulatta (Rhesus monkey) is the source of this 4996-nucleotide messenger RNA. It is a transcript of the gene CFAP97, whose product is annotated as cilia and flagella associated protein 97. Gene Ontology annotation, biological process: spermatogenesis. The record is from RefSeq and is a predicted model, not a curated record. Lineage: Eukaryota; Metazoa; Chordata; Mammalia; Primates; Cercopithecidae.
GUGGCGGCCGCGGCUCUCAGGUGAGGGGCGCGCGAGCGGCUCCUGCCUCCCUGCUCGCGGGGUCACGCUCCUUUCCGUUCGAAUCCGUUUCCCCGCUCCGGAGCCCAGGCGGCGGCGAGUACUCGGGGUGGGUUUAACGAAGCCUGCGCGGGCGGUGGGAGGCCGCGCCCCCACGACAGAGGCGCCCGUGGCGGCGGGUCCCGGCGCCGCCGCACCCCGUUCCCCGGCGAGAACGAUAUAUUUUUGCCAUCAUGGAUCAGUUUGGAGAUAUAUUAGAAGGUGAAGUUGACCAUUCUUUCUUUGACAGUGACUUUGAAGAAGGAAAGAAAUGUGAAACUAACUCAGUUUUUGACAAGCAAAAUGAUGACCUGAAGGAAAGAAUAGAUAAAGAAACAAAAAAUGUGAACUCGAACACUGGAAUGCAAACAACAGAAAAUUAUCUUACUGAGAAGGGAAAUGAAAGAAACCUGAAACUUCCCCCAGAACACCCUGUAGAGAACGAUGUUACACAAACUGUAAGUUCUUUCUCAUUGCCAGCCUCUUCAAGAUCAAAAAAAUUGUGUGAUGUUACAACAGGACUUAAAAUACAUGUGUCCAUUCCAAGUAGAAUUCCCAAAAUUGUAAAAGAAGGUGAAGAUGAUUACUACACAGAUGGAGAGGAAAGCAGUGAUGAUGGGAAGAAAUACCAUGCCAAGUCCAAGUCCACCAAACCAUCUACCAACGUUAAAAAAAGCAUAAGGAAAAAGUAUUGCAAAGUUAGCUCCUCUUCCUCCUCCUCUUUAUCUUCCUCAUCUUCAAGUUCAAGCACAGAUUGUUUAGAUGCAGGGUCUGAUAGCCAUCUAUCUGAUUCAUCUCCAUCAUCCAAGAAACAUGUAUCUGGUGUAACCCUCCUGUCACCAAAACAGAAGUAUAAAUCAGAAAUAAAAUCGACAGAAACACAGCCUUCAAGUAUGACACCAAAAUGUGGCCACUACCCUGAGGAGUCUGAAGAUACUGUGACCGACGUAAGUCCCUUAUCAACUCCAGACAUUAGCCCUCUUCAGUCUUUUGAACUGGGCAUAGCAAAUGAUCAAAAAGUGAAAGUUGAAAAGCAAGAAAAUGUGAGCCAAGAAAUAUAUGAAGAUGUUGAGGAUUUGAAAAAUAAUUCAAAAUAUUUGAAAUCAGCCAAAAAAGGGAAAGAAAAACAUGAGCCUGGUCUGUCCUCAAAGUCGUCUUCAGUGUUAGACUCCAGUUUGGAGCACAGACAUAAACAAAAAGUCUUACAUGACACAAUGGAUCUGAACCAUCUUUUGAAAGCUUUUCUGCAAUUAGAUAAAAAAGGACCACAAAAGCAUCACUUUGAUCAACCUUCAGUAGCACCUGGGAAAAACUACUCUUUCACAAGAGAAGAGGUGAGACAGAUCGAUCGGGAAAAUCAGAGGCUUUUGAAAGAACUGUCAAGACAGGCGGAAAAGCCAGGAAGCAAAAGUACAAUUCCUAGAUCAACUGAUCAUCCCCCAAAGUUAUAUCACAGUGCUCUCAACAGACAGAGGGAACAACAAAGGAUUGAGAGAGAAAACUUGGCUUUAUUGAAAAGGCUUGAGGCUGUGAAACCAACAGUAGGUAUGAAACGCUCAGAACAACUGAUGGACUAUCAUCGCAAUAUGGGCUAUCUCAGCUCAUCACCACUGUCCAGACGAGCCAGAUCCACUCUCGGCCAAUACAGCCCAUUAAGAGGAGCUUCCAGGACAUCCAGUGCUACGAGUGGUCUCAGUUGUAGGAGUGAGCGAUCAGCUGUUGACCCCUCCAGUGGCCACCCUCGAAGAAGACCUAAACCCCCUAAUGUCCGUACAGCUUGGUUAUAAAACACUUUUUUUUACUUUAAACAUUGUUCACACAACUUUUAUUGAAGUGCUCGUGCUAUUACGAUAAUUCUCUGUGUAAACAUCUAUAAUACCGUUUAGCAAUUUAAGGUGUACAACAGUGCAUUGUAAUUUAUUGUUAUUCAGUGCAAAAUUAUUGUCAAAAAGACGAUUUAAUGUAAAGAGUGUUUCCUGAGGAUGUAUUCAUAUAAGAUGUGUUCUUAAUAGAGAAAUAGUGGUAUGCAUGUGUAUCUUCUUAUUAUAGAAAUUGAUUCCAUUGUCAUGCUGUCAAAAUAGUAAUGAUAGUAUCAUUGCAUGUUGUACUCAAGAUGUUCACUAUAUAGUUUUCAAUUUGUGUUAUUUUCAUUUCUUUAUAAGCGUUAUACCAUGAGCUUAGCUCCUAAAUUUGGCUGGCUUUGUUUUUCAUCUGCUUUAGAACUUACGUGGCAUGGCGUAGCUUGAUUGUAUGAGAUUGAACACUGAUUAUGAAACAGAUCUUGAAAUGUGUUUUCAUUGGUAGAGCUGAUCUAGAUUUGAUGAGCAGAUUGAGAGACGCUUCUAUUGGAGCAAUUCUUGUAAUUCACCAGAGGUGUCUAGUUAUUGUAUAAGUGCACUGAGUGUUAGAUCUUAAAAGUUUGAUCAACCAUUCCAAACCAUUUCAAAUAUGAAUAUUAGAAAGUUCAACUUAGAAGCUUCCCUUUGUGUUUUUAUGCAUUCAGGUAAAGUCCUAUUUAUGAUUCUUAGAAAUGAGGUAGGUUUUAGAGCUACAGUCUUCUAACUUGUGAAUAGUUUAAGGACCACAUCAGUUGCAUCAUAAGCAAAACCUGUAGUAUUUGUUGAAUCAGUGAAAUGGCACCAUCAGCAUGAAGAGCCAAGAAGCAGAUCCUGGGGUGUGCUGGACAGCGUUUUAGGUAAUUCAGUAUUUACUGUGUUACUAGAGAAGACCUAGCGUAAGAAAGAAAUGCUUUAGAAAUUCCAGUAAGUAUUUAUAAGGCCUGAGAAAACUAAAAUUUGAACAAAAAGGGAAAUAAAUCACACAUUUGCUGAGGCUGCUGCUUUAAAUAUUGGCUACUUUUCUUGUUUUGGUUUACUCUGAUUUGUUUGAUUGAACCCUGGAAGUAUUAUUUUUACCAGCCCCACAUUUAAAGACCUAGUAAUCUUGACGGAAUUGGUAAUGGCAGAUAGGGUUUAAUACUGCUGACUUUCCAAAUUAGAAUUUUUUUUCUGUCAAACUUAGGCUUUUGUAUAGCAAAGUAUGGUAUCUCAUUGUUACCAUCGUUGUUCACCACUAGCCUUUUCAGUAGGCCCUUAAAAUGUAUUGGAAAAGUUCCAUGUUAAAUGACAAAUGUCUGUCUUCAGUAUGAAUUUUUGAUCUGUAGCCACAGUAAGAUUUCUGUUUUCCAGUGGUCAGGCUCUGUAGCACGUAUGCUGAAUGCUUUUUCCUUAGCACCUUUAACAGUAACGUGUUACUACAUUUUCCAAAACAUCAAUUCAAAUGUCUCGGUUUUAGUUUGUAUUAAUAGAUUUUGUUGAGGGUAGGGCCUGCGAACGUGGGCGCAGUGAGGUUAAAUAAUUCAUGUGACCACAACCUGGCUUUGAGGUUCUUCUUCUUUAGGGGGCCAUAAUGUUCAUUCAUUGUUAUUUGAUGCUCUGUUCUGAUGAACAUGUUAUUACACCUGCUGUAUAUGUAAGCUUUAGCUAUACUAAACCAAGGCUUUAUUUUCUUUUGUUUUUUAACUUACUGUACUUUGAAUGUUUAUAUAACCUGUAUUUCAAGAGAGGGAAGAUAAUGCUGAAUUUUAAAUUUAGCCUUUGAACAUCUGUCCAAUAGUGAAUCAGUUUUUUAAAAAUUGAUUUUUAAGUUGUUCCAGAAAAAUGUUUUAUAUAUAUAAUCUUUUUAUAUAUAUAAAAUCUUUUUUAUAAAUUUUAUUUUAAAAAUCUUCAAAAAAAGAUUUAUAUAUAUAUAAAGAUUAUAUAUAUUUAUAUAUAGUCUUUUCUGUUCAUAAUGGCAUUAGUCUCUGAAUACAUUUUAUAUUAUCUUUGCUGCCACAUGUCAGGAUACAACACAAUAGUUUUAUAAAUAAAAACUGUACUUUGAUUUUAGGUACUAAUUUAAUGCUUUAGUUUUUACUACUUUGAAAGGGGAAGUUCAUCUAAGUAUUACUGAUAACAGGGAUCCAACUUAAAGUAAAAGUUGGAAAGGGCAACAGUCUUUUAAGCAGAACUUACAAUUCUGUUGUCAUGGUUACUUAUAUAUAAUGAAUAUGACUAGACAAAUAGGAGUUGGAAAAUGUGGUAUAUUCUCUAAGUCAAGAUGCUCUGAAGUUAUUAUAGUUUAAGGGACAUUCUUAAGGAAUUACUUAAGUAUAUUACUCUUUUUGUUUUCAAGGACAUGAAAAAGUAAAGGAUGGUCGAGCACUAUUUUAUAUUUUUUUGACCUGUACUGAAUAUAUGUACUUUGAAGAUUUACAUCUAUAACUAGAAAGUAUAGUAAUCUGAGGUUUGGUUAUUAGGCCAGAUUCUUGUUCAGUUAUUUUUAUCUCUGUCAAAAGUUAGAACUAAUGUUGCCUCCUUCUUAGUAAGAUUCUAUGAAAGUUUUUUAACUAUUAAAGUUAUGUCUUAAGGGGUAGCUCUUAUACUUCCUCUACUGUCCUUUUCAGUUUCCAUAAAAAGCUGUUUUCUUAGCGAUUACUCCAAAUAAAGUUCUUCGGUUUGCUGAAAAAUGUAGUGUAAUGCAGUUGUUUUCUCCCUGCUAACCCGAGUGUCCAAAAUAGGUAUCUAGACAGCUUUAAGAAGGUGACGGUCACGGGUAAGUGAUGACUGUGCCUCUCAUCUUCAGAUUCUUCAAAUACUGCAUACUGUGAAACAUGUUAAGACCAAUAUAAAUCCAAAGAUGUGAGUUGAUUAUACUUUAAUAAUUAAAUUCAUAAAAAGUUUACUAUCUUUAAUGCCAAAAAAGUCUUAACCCAUAAAUGAUUAUAUACAAUCUUAGAAAAUGUGCUUAACAGUUAUGGCUUCUUUAUUUCUAUGAGUAAAGAUUAGUAAGAAACUUAAAAUUAACAUCCUUUUAAAAUUUUCUGUUCCAUUUUAAUGUAUUUUAGGCAUUUAGAACUAGCCUGGCAUAAUGAAGAAGGAAAUAAAAGCAUUAAAGAUAA